GAUUUAGCCAGCGAAAGAACCCUUUUUCAAGUUUUAAGCAAAGAAGGAGGCGGGACUAAAAUAAAGAUAGAAAAAUACUUAGAUUGUCUCGGACAAAAUUUCCUGUUUGACAAAAAUCAUCUUCAUAAAAUAGUUGCCUGUUGUCCUGUCGACGAUAAAAUAAUAAUAAUCGAAAUUGGCAGUGGUUAUGGCAAUUUAACUAAUCUGUUAGCCAAAACUGACUGCCAAAAAGUAAUAGGUAUUGAAAAAGAUUCUCAAUUAUUUCAGUGGUUAAUAGAAAAUAACAAAAACGAGAAAAUUAUCUAUCACCAUCAGGAUGCCUUAAAGAUUAAUUGA
Messenger RNA from Racocetra persica, 336 nucleotides. The record is from the annotation of a GenBank genome assembly. NCBI's taxonomy places the organism in Eukaryota, Fungi, Glomeromycota, Glomeromycetes, Diversisporales, Gigasporaceae.